AUGUUUCUUCUUUUCCCGGAUGCGUCUCACAGCCGCUUUCGCUUUGCGGAGACGAAGAGCAAAAUAGAUUUGAUGACGUUCGUGACCAACGUCUUCUUCCCCGCGCAAGAGCCGGCCGAGUACAAAAGACUGUUCAAGAAAGGCGGCUGCCCGCGGUGGAUGCUGGACCCCCGCCUGGGCCCCCCGCAGCUCGCUGCAGACUGGCUGCCGGCGCCUGGCUGGUCUUACGACGUUCCCCACCAAACUAUAGUUUUCGCGAGCUCGCAGGAGGCCCGGGAGCCCCCGCAUGCAUUCCCGUUCAACUUGUUUCUGCCGCGGCGGGUGUCUUCGCGUUUCGCGUUGAUGAAGCGGGACUUCUUUUGCCAAGGCACUCAAAUUCAAAGUUCGAUUUCUCUCCACGGAGCCACAGAGGCUGGACUUCUCUUUCGCGGAGUGGGGGAAAGAAACUUCUGGGCAGUUCUGCUGCGCCUCGGCGGCGGCGUGAGUCUGGUGCGCGUGAAGAACGGAGAAAGAAUUAAUUUGGGAUCCAUAGGAGCUUUCCGAGUGCAAACCCAAGGCGCAGCGGGACUCUUAGCUGGAGGCGGGCUGGCCAAGUUCCGCGGCACUUUCGUCGGUUCGUCUUUUUUGCACAAGUCCCAUUUUUGA
This is a messenger RNA of Eimeria necatrix, 645 nucleotides long. RefSeq lists its product as hypothetical. Bases 1 to 645 code for a protein of 214 amino acids. The record is from RefSeq and is a predicted model, not a curated record. The transcript has 2 exons. NCBI's taxonomy places the organism in Eukaryota, Apicomplexa, Conoidasida, Eucoccidiorida, Eimeriidae.